AUGACCGCAUCGAAUCUUUUAUUGCAAUGUCUGCUGGGAAUGCAGUGUAAGGAUUUCGUGAUACUAGCAGCGGAUCAGAAUUGCACCCAAAGUAUCUUGGUCAUGAAGGAUGACGAAGACAAGCUGAUAAAAAUAUCCGAUAAACUCGUGAUGGGAGUGAACGGUGACAUGGGAGACGUCGCCCAGUUCAGUCAGUUCGUCUCCAAGAACCUGAAGCUGUACACCAUGAGGAACGGAUACCAGCUUGAUACCACGGCAGCUGUCCACUUUACACGGGUCAAUAUGGCAGAGGUGCUAAGGGCUGGGAAUCCAUACAUACUAAAUCUUCUGAUCGCUGGCUAUGACGACAAAGAAGGUGGUCAGCUAUACUCUAUGGAUUUCUUGGCUUCCUGUGUAAAGUUACCAUUCGCAGCCCACGGGUUUGGAGGACUGAUCAGUAUCAGCAUUCUGAACCAAUAUUAUAAGCCGAAUCUAACAGAAGCAGAAGCAUACGAGGUUAUAAAGCUAUGCGUAAGGGAAAUACACCGCCGGCUGUUUAUGAAUCUACCCAACUUUGGAGUUAAAACAAUAUCCAAAGAUGGCGUCAAAACCUUACCUACUAUAAGCCCCGCGUCGUUUGUGGGAAAGUGAUUUUUUACUGCACGAUUUCAGCAUCAACGACUAGUAAUAAUGUAUGAAUAUACAGAGCCGGUUACUCGUGUAACUGUUAGGGUCAUCAUCGAAACGGUCUUUUUAUGAUGAUCCUAUUUUGAUGAUGAUGAUAUUUGAGUCCCUGAUAACUGGUUGGACACUUAUUGAUAUACAUUUCCUUAAAUUAUUUCUCUGACAGAUUACAUACGUAUAUAGAAAAUUGAGAAUAUACAAAACGUAUGAGAAGCUUGCAAGAAUUUAUCAGCAAAUUAUGACUAACUUUUACUGUUCUUAACAAGAUUUUUAAAUCAUGGUUGAUCUAAUUCUUUCAAAGAGGAAUAAACUAGUUCUCUUAAA
Zerene cesonia (dogface butterfly) is the source of this 987-nucleotide messenger RNA. Its product is annotated as proteasome subunit beta type-2-like. Gene Ontology annotation, biological process: proteasomal protein catabolic process. Gene Ontology annotation, cellular component: proteasome core complex. The transcript has 4 exons. The coding region runs from base 1 to 630 and encodes 209 amino acids. The record is from RefSeq and is a predicted model, not a curated record. Lineage: Eukaryota; Metazoa; Arthropoda; Insecta; Lepidoptera; Pieridae.